Angiostrongylus costaricensis is the source of this 3156-nucleotide messenger RNA. Lineage: Eukaryota; Metazoa; Nematoda; Chromadorea; Rhabditida; Metastrongylidae. The record is from the annotation of a GenBank genome assembly.
AUGAGGACGAGUUGUCCUGCAAUCGCUUGCCAUCUGAGUCAUAUGUUUUGUUUGGCUCACUUUGUGGCAGUUUGUGUUCCUGAAGAACUCCUCAUUCACGUGGAUCAGGUCACACGGUCCACUGUUAUUGUUUCAGAUAAGGUAGGAUUGUUAAAUGGUCUUAGCAGUUGGUUCUUUCUCCUGAAUAAAGAACCUGAUUUCAGCACCUGUAAAUAUAAUGCUUUCUCGUUUCUUCCACGAUUUCUUUACGAACAAUUUCGUAGAUAUAACAAUAUCUUCUUUUUAACGAUAGUGCUUCUUCAACAAAUUCCUGACGUGAGUCCAACGGGUCGCUACACUACAGCAGUUCCUUUUAUAUUAAUCUUAACAGUGUCGGCUUUCAAAGAAAUCUUCGAAGAUAUUAAAAGAAGACGAUCAGAUUACAAAGUUAACUGUUUUGGUACCACUGUAUUGGAAAAUAACUCUUGGAAACACCGAGAAUGGCGAGAGGUGUUCAGACAAUUUUGGUUAAGAGGGUUUCUUCUGUGUUUGCUGAUUUGUGUGAUUCAGAUCAGAGUUGGUGAUGUGGUCCGGGUGGAUAACGAUCAGUUGUUCCCAGCAGAUUUGAUGCUGCUUGCGUCAAGCGAGCCUCAGAGCAUGUGCUACAUCGAAACUUCAAAUCUUGAUGGAGAAACCAAUCUUAAAAUAAAACAAGCAUUAUCCAUCACCUCAACUAUGACCACUCUAGAGAAAAUCUCUGAUUUCAAAGCAAACAUAGAGUGCGAGCUUCCAAAUCGGCACGUAAACGAAUUCAGUGGUAACCUCGUCUAUCAAGGCAGUUAUUUCCCUUUUGGUAUCGACCAGUUGCUUCUUCGUGGUGCGCGACUGAAAAAUACUCCUUGGAUAUUUGGCGCUAUAAUAUACACAGGGCACGACGCUAAGUUGUUAAUGAACUCGAAAACCGCUCCACUGAAAAGCGCAACGGUCGACGUAAAGACGAAUAGUCGCAUUAUUUUUCUGUUCGUCGUACUUCUUUUGUUAGCGCUUGUCAGUGCCGUUGGGACAGAACUUUGGAGAAAUUUCAAUCUUCCCGAUGCAUGGUAUAUCUCAUUCUUGGAGGUGGACACAAGAGCGUCGUUUUUAUGGCAUGUUUUAACAUUCUUUAUUCUAUACAAUAAUCUUAUUCCUAUAAGUUUACAAGUUACACUUGAGAUUGUGCGGUUUUUCCAGGCUAGCUAUAUUAAUAUCGAUGUAGAAAUGUACGAUGUGAACAGUGACUCUUGUGCGGUUGCUCGCACCUCAAAUCUAAACGAGGAACUUGGCUUGGUAAAAUUCUUGAUGAGUGACAAGACAGGAACGUUAACCCAAAAUGUAAUGAAGUUCAAGCAAAUAUCAGUGGCGGGAGAGAUUUUUGGUGACAACGAAUCUGAUGAGUUUGCAGAUGAAGAGGUCAUUAAUCGUUACCGCACUGAUCCUACGUCAGCGAGUGCUGUCGCUAUCAAGGAAAUUUUGACUAUGAUGGCAGUCUGUCACACUGUAGUACCAGAGAAAGUUAAUGGAAAGCUGUCCUAUCAGUGUUCAUCACCGGAUGAAGGUGCUCUUGUACGUGGUGCGGCGGCUCAAGGAUUUUUGUUCCAUACUCGCCAACCACAGAAAAUGAUAAUAGCUGUGCUUGGGAAGGACGAAGAGUUUGAAGUGCUUGACGUUAUUGACUUUACUAGUGACAGAAAACGAAUGAGUGUUGUAGUGCGUGACAGUGCGGGAGUCAUCAAGCUGUACACUAAAGGAGCCGAUACGGUUAUCAUGGAACGUCUAGUUGCUGGUUCAGAAGCGGAUAUAGAUGUAUGUCAUAACCACCUCGAGAAAUUCGCAUCAUAUGGGUAUCGUACUCUUUGUUUCGCUAUGCGUGUAAUUGAAGAGGAUGAAUACAAACGUUGGUCGAGCGAGUAUCGAGCUGCAGGAGUUCUUAUCGAAGGUCGGCAAAAAGCGCUUGUUGAUGUAGCUGAGAAAAUAGAGGUUCAAAUGAAACUCGUUGGCGCAACGGCUAUCGAAGACAAACUGCAAGAGUUUGUUCCGGAGACCGUGCAAACAUUGAUGGCUGCGGAUAUUCGAGUAUGGAUGUUGACCGGUGAUAAGAGAGAAACCGCUAUAAAUAUUGGCAUGUUUGAUCGGGAGUUUGCAAUGGUCAUCGAUGGGAAAUCUCUCACCCAUGCCUUGGUGGGUAAAUGUCGAGUACACUUCGGUGAACUUGCUCUUGCAUGUCGUUCUGUUGUUUGCUGCCGUAUGAGCCCAAUGCAGAAGGCUGAGGUAGUCGAAAUGGUUCAAAGUCUUGGUAACCAUGUUGUGAUGGCUGUAGGUGAUGGUGCCAACGAUGUUGCUAUGAUCCAGGCAGCAAAUGUUGGCGUUGGAAUAUCAGGCGAAGAAGGUCUCCAAGCGUCAUCAGCAUCUGAUUACGCUAUUCCGAGGUUUCACUUCUUGAGAAGACUUCUUUUAGUCCACGGGGCUUUGAAUCACGAUCGUUCUGUGAAAGUGAUUUUGUAUAGUUUCUACAAGAAUAUAUGCCUCUACAUAAUUGAAUUAUGGUUUGCAAUUUUCUCUGCAUGGUCAGGGCAAACAAUAUUCGAGCGAUGGACUAUUGGAUUGUUCAACGUCAUUUUCACUGCAUGGCCUCCAAUAGUUUUGGGAUUGUUUGAUAGGCCUAUUGAACCCGUGCAGAUGAUGCGAUAUCCUUCCCUAUACCACAGUUUCCAGAAGCGAUCGUUUUCAAUAAUGCAAUUUCUUCUCUGGAUUGGCAUGGCUCUUCUUCAUUCACUGUCUUUAUUCUUUCUGUCCUACGGUUAUUUAAGCUCUCAGGUAGUUUGGAGUAAUGGUCGGACGGGUGGUUGGGUUAACUUCGGCAAUAGUGUCUACACGUAUGUAGUCGCAACGGUAUGCCUGAAAGCGCUGCUGGAAUGUGAUUCAUGGACAUGGCCUGUAGUACUCGCUAGUAUCGGCUCACUUUCUGUGUGGCUUCUCUUUUUGUUUAUAUAUGCUGCAAUAUUCCCAACAGUAUCUACUCGAAUCGGUGGCAGUAUGACCGGUAUGGCUUGGAUUAUGAUGUCUUCUCCAUUGUUUUGGAUAGCAUUGUUGUUUAUCCCUUCGGUCACGUUGUUAUGGGAUCUCAUUAUUAAGAGGUGA